Molecule: messenger RNA, 2913 nt
Organism: Loa loa (African eye worm)
Lineage: Eukaryota; Metazoa; Nematoda; Chromadorea; Rhabditida; Onchocercidae
Exons: 20
Coding region: 420-2720 (766 amino acids)
Cellular component (GO): mitochondrion; mitochondrial matrix; cytoplasm
Molecular function (GO): dimethylglycine dehydrogenase activity; protein binding
Source: RefSeq, a predicted model, not a curated record
UCAAUUGUUCAUUUAUUGAAACUAGCUAUUACAUGUAUCUGGUGGAAUGUCUAAUUUUACGUGUAAUUGUGAAAGGUAUUACAUAAAAUAACUGUUAUGAAUUUUGAGGCAUUUGGUAAUAGUUACCGUUAUUUCUCAUUGUUUGUUGGUGCUUUUUGCGAGUGGGAUGUGAAAUGUUUGCUUUGCUGAAGGCCGGUUCCGGAAAACGUCAAUUAAUCGAACAGAUCCGGCAUCUUAGUGAAUUACCCAAAGAUGCAUUUGCGUUAAUCGUUGGUGGUGGUAUUGCUGGAACAUCGUUAGCCUAUCAUUUGACGCUUCGCGGUGUUCCUGAUAUAGUUUUAUUGGAGAGAGGAAAAUUAGUAGAUGGAUUAGCACUGCAUCCGGUUUGAUUUCCAAACUUUUACGGCUCUUCAAAAUUUAUGGAUCCAGGCCUGGUUAGCUCGGCACAUCCAGUUCAUCGUUACAAGCCGUUCCUCGCUUGGUCUGUUGAACUAUAUGCACGUCUACAAGAGGAAGCAGGAGGGAAGCUUGAGUUCUUCCGUCCCGGUACAUUAAGAUUAGCAACUAAUGAGGCGCGUUUGGAUGAAUUCAAACAAUACACCGCUCGAGACUAUUUUACAAAAGGUGAUGUAGCAAGAACAACACUGAUUGAUGCUGAUAACGUGAAAAUUUUGGCACCUAUUCUGGAUACGAAAACUGUACUAGGAGCUUUAUAUACAUCUGGUGAUGGUCAUGUAAAGGCUCAAAAUUUGAAAAUAGCUCUAGCUAAAGGUGCUGAAAAACGUGGUGCUGUGGUUGUUGAACAAUGCCCACAAAUUAAAGCAGUGGAAGAGGAAAAAACUGAUUGGAUUGUGAAAUUUGAUGAUGGUAGCCAAAUACGAACUCGAAAUAUUAUUAAUGCUGCAGGUCUGUGGGCUCGAGACUUUGGACGUUUGACAAACCUAGAUAUACCGCUUGCAAUAGUUGAGCACCAAUAUGCACGUAUCGGUCCUUUUCCUGAGGUAGAGUCUUUGUUGGACUUGCCAGCCAUCAUAGAUCAUGAAAGUACGUUUUACAUACACAGAGAUGGUGAUAGUGUAUUAUUCGGUGGUUUCGAACAGAAACCAUCAGAUGUUGUUAUUCGGGAAGACUGGAUAGAGCGUAUGCCAAAAGAGAUAGUCGUUGAGCCAGAUUUCAAACGCUUGGAACGGGCAUAUAAGCGCGCUUGUGAACUUAUUCCAUGCUUACGUGGUGUCAAUGUUGAUGCAAGGGCAUGUGCUGUUACCAUGAUGGCCGAUGGUUAUCCGCUUGUUGGACCUAUUAAUCACAAACAAAAUUAUUGGCUUCAAGCCGGAUAUUUCGACGGUAUUUCAAGCGGUGGUGGAAUGGGAAAAUAUUUGGCAGACUGGAUAAUCGAUGGUGAACCUCCCUCUGAGCUGUUUGAUACUGAUGCUAAUAGAUUUGAUCGUUGGGUAACGCAAGAUUAUAUCACUAACAAAUGUCGCGAAACAUAUUCCAUGUUUUACAACUGGUCGUACAAGAAUCGGAUAAUUGGACGUCCUACAGGACGUGUGAGUGGAAUUUACGGACGACUACAGAAGGAGGGAUGCUUUUAUUUAUUCCGCAAUGGCUGGGAGGUUGCCGAAUCAUUUGCUGCUGAAUACAAGGAUAAACUACCGAAUAUGAUACGUGAAUAUGAGUUGGUGUCGAAUAAAUGUGGUGUCAUCGACUUAUCCUGGCGGGGCAAAAUUGAAGUACGUGGUAAGGAUUCCGAAAAGUUACUCAGUUAUGUGCUCGCCAAUGAGCCACCUCAACUAGGCAAACUAUCGUCGGGAUUAAUGCUUACUAAAAAAGGAAAUAUUUUCGGAUCACUAGACCUUUUCCAUCAUGACCAAUACAGAUCGGAAUUUAUACUUAUAACCGAUCCAGAGCGGGAAUCUCGUGAACUUAACUGGUUGAAAAGAGCUGCAAUUGAGAUAGAAGCCAAUGUAGAAAUAUCCGGCAUAAGUGAAUAUCUGGCUUCACUUGCCGUUGUUGGUCCAAAAAGUAGGGAAGUGUUAAAAGAAUUAACAAAGUCGGACUUGGAUUUCGAACAAAGCGCAGCGCGAUUAAUGAGACUUGGCUCUGCACCAGUUAUUGCUGUUCGUACAACAGCUGCUACAGGACAACUUUCUUACGAACUUUAUCAUAGCAGAGGUGAUACAUUGGCACUUUACAACUCGUUAAUGGAGGUUGGUAGAAAUUACGGAAUUGUUAAUUUUGGCCAAAGUACAUUGAACAUGAUGCGUAUCGAGCAUGGCUAUAAGAUUUGGGGCAGAGAACUUACGCUAAACACAAAUCCUUACGAGUGUGGAUUGAGUCACAUGGUGGAUUUGAACAAAGAAAACUUUAUUGGCAGAACAUCUUGUAUGGAGCUGUCGCAGAAACAAUGGAAUCGAAAGCAGGUACUUCUGAUUUGUGAGCCGCUUACCGAGCCUCAGGGAUGGAGAAUGAUACCAAAACGGAUGGAAGUGAUUCGUAAGGAAGGUUCAGAAGAUCGAGUGGGACAGAUAACAUCGGGAACAUUCAGUGUUCGUCUUCAUCGACCGCUUGCUUUCGCUUGGGUUCACUCGGAUAUCACUCCUGAGGAUAAGCUAUGGAUUGAUAUUGGUGGUUCGCAAGUACAAGGGAGGAUUCAUGAAGGUUCCACAGUGUGUGACAUAGAAGAGACCAAGAUUUCUGAUGGUCCUAUAUUUCGUUAGUCCUUAAACAACCGACAACCUGGGCAGUUAAAAGGGGAAUAGUACGCAAUAAAUUUAUGCAUACCUGCAUGAAGCUUUACGAGAUACUUUAUCCAGCUGCAGCAUGUGCAUGGACAACAGUUAUGCAAAGUGAGAAAUGAAGAACUUUUUAAUACCUGUUGUAAGGUGGAAUAUUGAAAAUGAUUACCAAAUA